AUGGAUGAUGAUCUGAACUUGAGCAUGAAACUUCUGAUAGACCCCAAAGGCCGCAGGGUCCUAUUUGCCGAAGCAGGUAAAGAUGUUGUUGAUUUUCUAUUCAGCAUUCUGUCGUUGCCUCUUGGUGCUAUCGGAACCCUUCAAAAUCCGAAAGCAUUGGGGCAUAGCAUUGGGAAUCUGUACCAGAGCAUUGAAGAUUUGAGGGAUCUGCAUAUGAUUCCCAACAAAAACAUCGAUUCUCUUGUGGAAAGAGUAAGAUUCACAUACCCUACUAGUACUAAUUCGCCUCCGGUUUUACUGUUUACUGAUAAAUCACCACCAACCAAGAAAUCCUACUAUAAGUGCGCUGCGAACUCCGGUUACAGGAGCUGUGGUACAUAUGUGACUCUUGACCCUAAAUACCGUUGUCCGUGUUGCUCGAUGACGAUGUCCUCUCCCCUGACCCUUGUUGGUUCUUCUUCUUCUUGUUCUAUUGAGGGUGGUUUUGUGAAGGGGGGUGUGACUUACGUGAUAACGGAUGAUCUGUUGGUGAAGCCUAUGUCUACUGUUUCUAGCAUUACUUUGAUUAGCAGCUUGAAUCUCAAAGAUGUCGGCUCUCUUGAAGAGAAGACGGUCAGUCUCACCAGUGACAAGGUUGGGAAGUUGCUGAGGGCCUCAUUGCAGACUAAGAAUGCGCUAUCAACUGUUUUCUUUGAAGAAAAGAUUGUGGUUAAAGAGGAGAAUCAUUAGAGUAAGUUGAGUGAUGCCAUUACAAUUUGUAAACUUUGAAUAGGAAAUGCAAGGUUGGGACUUUUGUUAAUCUUUCUUGGCUGCAGUGAUGCCAUUAUAAUUGGUAAAACUUUGAAUAGGAAAUGCAAGGUUGGGAAUUUUGUUAAUCUUUCUUGGCUGCAUUGAUCUGUAUGUUUUUGUUGGAAACUGCUGCUUUGGAAUAUCUAGCAAUGUUCAGUUGUUUUUGGGUGGUUAACUUAGAGGGAUUUGAAUCCUUGCUCAUAUGCAUUAUUUUGGGAUGAAUUUGAAUAGAACAUCUAGCUACUCUUGAGUUUCUGUCUGCAUCCUUAAACAAGGUGAAAAUUUUUAAUUAAAUGAUCUAUAUUCCUGUAUAAUGUGUGGUGAGAUUGUUUUUAAGCAUUGAACAAUGUGAUCCUGCUGGCUUUGGUGUCUCAGAAAUUUCAAGCUUGAGUUAUAAGAUGCCAUGGCUACUGCUUGUCAAAUGCUUGUUGAUUGAAGGAAAUCUGCAAUCACUCCAC
Molecule: messenger RNA, 1247 nt
Organism: Tripterygium wilfordii
Lineage: Eukaryota; Viridiplantae; Streptophyta; Magnoliopsida; Celastrales; Celastraceae
Exons: 2
Coding region: 1-729 (242 amino acids)
Source: RefSeq, a predicted model, not a curated record